Messenger RNA from Paramecium tetraurelia, 784 nucleotides. RefSeq lists its product as uncharacterized. Gene Ontology annotation, biological process: regulation of DNA-templated transcription. The record is from RefSeq and is a predicted model, not a curated record. Gene Ontology annotation, cellular component: nucleus. NCBI's taxonomy places the organism in Eukaryota, Ciliophora, Oligohymenophorea, Peniculida, Parameciidae. The transcript is spliced from 4 exons.
AUGAUUCAUGCAUCUGAAGAACAUAUUGAAUAAGUAGCAGAUUUAUAAUUGAUCAACAAAAAUAUGUUGUAGGAAACCUUUUUAAAGAAGAUGCGGAAAAGAGAAAAUAUCAAAUAAAAUUACACUGAAAGAAGGAAAAAAAUUAAAUUACAACAACAUUCUAGGCCUAAAUUUGAAGAUUUGAUUUGCCCAAUUUGUCUGGAAAUCUUUCAAAAAGUUACAACUACAUAAUGCGGCCAUGCAUUUUGUGAGAUGUGCAUAUUUGAUAGUCUAAUGAGGAAAGCAGAAUGUCCUGUUUGUCGAGUGAAAAUUAAAACACACUCAUUCUAAUAUUGUGAAAGUUUUGAUAAUAGAAUCGUCGAUCUAGUUAAUUAAUAUGGAGAUAAAGCAUAAAUAGAACAUUUUUAGAAUAGACGAUAGGAGAUGGAAUAAUGGAAUAAAUCUAAAUUAGUAGAUAAUAUGGCAAUCGACUAAAAAGUUGAUAUAAUGGAUUAAUAAUUUAUAUGGUGCGUAGCAACAAUAUAAUAAAUUGGUAAAAAGGAACUAUUCAUUCAUUAUGACGGAUGGGGAAAGGAGUACGACGAGUUCAUUCCAUUGCAAUCAAAUAGAAUUGCUCCUUUGGGACUUUAUACGAGUAGAGAAGAUAUACCAAAAUACUAACCUGAACGAAGGCAAUUUGCAGAAAUCCUUGAAUUUAUUAACCAACAUGGAGAACUCUCAACAUAAAAUAUACUGCCUGAUUGAUUAGAUUAUGUAUGUUUGCUAUUAAUUAAUGGCCUUUCUU